Tetrahymena thermophila SB210 is the source of this 1083-nucleotide messenger RNA. Its product is annotated as zinc-binding dehydrogenase family oxidoreductase. Lineage: Eukaryota; Ciliophora; Oligohymenophorea; Hymenostomatida; Tetrahymenidae. The record is from RefSeq and is a predicted model, not a curated record. The transcript is spliced from 3 exons. Gene Ontology annotation, molecular function: oxidoreductase activity, acting on the CH-CH group of donors, NAD or NADP as acceptor.
AUGAAAAAUAAAUAACUAAUUUAUCUUAAAAAACCAGAUAAUACGUUUCCUGAUAGCGCUGAAAAUAUUUUCAAAGUUAGUGAAUCUCAAAUAACUUUAAAAAGCUUAAAACAAGGAGACUUCGUUGUCUAAGUACAUUAUGUUUCUGUUGAUCCAGUUAUGAGAGUUUGGCUUUCAGGUGCUGAAACUUAUUAUCCUAAAUUAAAAUAAGGGGACGUCAUGCAUUGUUUUGGAGUUGGGAUUGUAAUUUAUUCAAACAAUUCAUAGAUGAAUGUAGGCUCUCAAGUAUUUGGUAAUUUAGGAAUAUAGCAAUACUCUUUAGUUGAUAAAUCAAGAAGAAAGAUGGUAUUUCCUCUUCCAUAACAAUAAGAUUUUCCUUCAAUUAAGCUAAUAGACUAUUUAAAUUUAGUAAAUAACGGUAUGGCUGCUUAUAUGGGAUGCAUAGAAGUAUGUUAACCUAAACCUGGUUAAACGAUUUUAGUUUCUACAGCUGCAGGGGCAACAGGUUUAUUAGUUUGUUAAUUAGCAAAGCAAAAAGGCUGCAAAGUUAUAGGGAUAACUGGAAGUAAUAGGAAAUGUGAUUUUUUAAAGGGUGUCAUUUAAAUUGAUGAAGCUAUCAAUUAUAAGACACAAAACCUAUCUGAAGUUUUAAAAAACUAUAAAAUCGAUAUGUAUUUUGAUAAUGUUGGAGAAGAAACGCUUGAUUUGGCAAUUAGAUAAAUAAAUUAAAAAGGAAGAAUAGCACUAUGUGGAGCUAUGGGUAAUUAUAAUGAUUACAAUAAUAGAAAGGGCAUCAAAAAUUACCUCAUGAUUGUAUUAAAGAGGAUAUUUAUGAAAGGGAUAACUUUCACUGAGGUUGGAGAAAAAAUGCCUGAAGUUUUAGAGUAUUAUUCAAAUAGUAUUAAGGAAGGUUAAAUAAAAACCUAUAUUGAAGAGUUUGAAUCAAUAGAAAAGUUACCAGAAGCACUUAAAUUUUGCUUUAAUGGAGAUAACAUUGGGAAAGUUGUAGUAAAAAUACAGGAUAUAAGUUUUGAAGAAGCUUGUAAGGAGGUAUUUAAAUAAAAUAGCUUAUCUAGUUUAUGA